GGAUCUGGAAUUCUCACCUGACUUUAAAAUAUUCCACACAAUGCACGAGAGUGUGCACGUUAGACAGUUUCUUAUGAAACUACGUCCGGAAUUUGAGCAUUGCAGGGCUGCUCUCCUGAACCGUAACCCAACUCCUUCAAUGAAUUCGAUUAUUAAUGAUUUAUUAGCUGAGGAACAACGACUGCAGGUCCUCUCUCAGGGGACAUCUCAAGGACCAUCUGACAUGACACUUGUUGUAUCCACCUCUACACCAAACCAUGGUUCCACUCCUUUAACUUGUCGCGGCUAUAACAAAGUGGGACAUGCCGUCGCUCAGUACAAAGAUUGGUGCGCUUAUUGUCGAGGGACUGGUCAUGGUAUUCAGGAUUGUCGUUCACGUGCCUAUGCAUCUUCAUUCGGCCGUGGACGUAGUGGUCGAGGUCGUGGUCGUACUUUUUCUGCUACUUUUGCGACUACUUCUUCCGAGUCUUUUGUUAGUGAUACUGCAUCCACUGAUUCUGUUGAAGGUCUUUCCUCACCUUUGACUUCUGCGAUGCUCCAGCAGAUUGUGCAGGCCCUUUCUGCGGCCGGUAUGUCAGGAUCUGGCAACGGAGAGGGUACUUGGGAAGGGUAGGCGGCAUGGAUGUUUGUACGUGCUGGACUUUCACCCAUCCGUUACUCCAGCUCGUUGUUUGUUCUCUCCAUCUUCCUCAGAUAUUUGUUCGGCAAAUAAAAUAUGAAAACUCUGGCACUUUCGCGUGGGUCAUCUACAUUCUGAUCAUUUGAUUCAACUGUUUUCUUCUGGCAUGUUAGGGAAUAUUUUUCUUAAUAAAAGUAAUUUGGAUUAUUCUU
This is a messenger RNA of Magnolia sinica, 831 nucleotides long. RefSeq lists its product as uncharacterized. The record is from RefSeq and is a predicted model, not a curated record. Gene Ontology annotation, molecular function: zinc ion binding; nucleic acid binding. The transcript is spliced from 2 exons. The coding region runs from base 41 to 613 and encodes 190 amino acids. Lineage: Eukaryota; Viridiplantae; Streptophyta; Magnoliopsida; Magnoliales; Magnoliaceae.